Messenger RNA from Gongylonema pulchrum, 201 nucleotides. The record is from the annotation of a GenBank genome assembly. Lineage: Eukaryota; Metazoa; Nematoda; Chromadorea; Rhabditida; Gongylonematidae.
AUGAUGCGGCCGAGGAGGAAGGACGGGUUGCUGCUUGGCACCGACAAAAAAUACCGGGACAUGAAGCAGCGCAACGGCCAGCACUCAUCCCUCAAGCUGCUACAUCGAUCGGACACGGAGGAUCAGGUUGAACGAGGCCGAGCUUCGAGAAAUCAAUGCACAGUGGCCGUACCAUUCCGAGGACUGACUGCCCAGGAUUAA